Dothidotthia symphoricarpi CBS 119687 is the source of this 1473-nucleotide messenger RNA. Its product is annotated as G2/mitotic-specific cyclin CYB1. The record is from RefSeq and is a predicted model, not a curated record. The coding region runs from base 1 to 1473 and encodes 490 amino acids. The transcript is spliced from 4 exons. Gene Ontology annotation, biological process: G2/M transition of mitotic cell cycle; regulation of cyclin-dependent protein serine/threonine kinase activity. Gene Ontology annotation, cellular component: cytoplasm; nucleus; cyclin-dependent protein kinase holoenzyme complex. Lineage: Eukaryota; Fungi; Ascomycota; Dothideomycetes; Pleosporales; Dothidotthiaceae. Gene Ontology annotation, molecular function: cyclin-dependent protein serine/threonine kinase regulator activity.
AUGCCUCCCGCAGUCAGAUCCCUCCGGCAGCGCGCUGUCACCAACGAGAAUGAUGAGAACGCUGCUACGACACGCGUGACGCGUGCAAAGGCCGCGACGUUGGGCUCGAAUGUCACUGCUGCCGACGUGCCAAAGAAGACUCUCCAGGCAAAGAAGUCGACCGUUGCUCUGGGAGCCAACGGUGCUGCCCAGACGCGGAAGCGUGCUGCUCUUGGUGACGUCAGCAAUUACACAAAGGCGGAAGUCGGUGCUGGCGCUGAUGCAAAGGAUGGCAAGAAACCCACAGCUACCAAGGGUGGCCUGGUAAAACAAGCAGCAAAGCCCACUGGAGUACAGAAAUCUUCCCGGACCACAACAAAAGCCGCACCCCUCUCAUCCAAAGACAAGAACGGCGUUUCAUCGGCUCAAAAGCGCCCAGGUAGUGGCUCUGGCAUCGCGGCACCCGCAACGAAGAAGCGAAAGGAAGUACCAUUGGCAUUGGUGGAAGAGAAGGUCGAGGAGGUUGAGAACGUCUUGCCAGAAGAGCCGGAGGCUCUUGAGGCCGAGGUCACCAAAGUCAAGAAGACCAAGGUCGAGGUUGUCGAAGAGAUCGAAAAGGCAAUCGUCCCCAAGGAGCACCUUGACCUGGAUAAGGAAGACAUUGAUGACCCAUUGAUGGUCUCGGAGUAUGUCGUCGAGAUUUUCGAAUACUUGAAGGAACUUGAGAUCUCCACCAUGGCCAACCCCGACUACAUGGAUAGCCAGAACGAGCUCGAAUGGAAGAUGCGUGGUAUCCUGGUCGACUGGUUGCUCGAGGUUCACACUCGCUUCCGCCUGCUCCCCGAGACUCUCUUCCUUGCCGUCAACAUCAUCGACCGUUUCCUUUCUGCCAAGAUUGUUCAGCUGGACCGCCUGCAGCUGGUGGGUGUCACCGCCAUGUUCAUUGCCUCCAAGUAUGAGGAGGUCCUCUCACCCCAUGUACAAAAUUUCCGUCACGUCGCCGAUGAUGGCUUUACAGAGGAUGAGAUCCUGAGUGCAGAGCGCUUCGUACUGGCUGCUCUCAACUACGAUCUCAGCUACCCCAACCCCAUGAACUUCCUCCGCCGGAUAUCCAAGGCCGACAACUACGACAUCCAGACCCGUACGUUGGGCAAAUACCUGUUGGAAAUCGGCUGCUUGGACCACCGCUUCCUUGCACACCCUCCAAGUCAGGUUGCCGCUGCUGCCAUGUACCUGGCUCGCCUGUAUCUGGACAAGGGCCCUUGGGAUGCCACUCUCGCGCACUAUGCUGGCUACACUGAGGAGGAGAUCCAGCCUGUUUUGGAUCUCAUGAUCGACUACCUAUCCAGCCCCGUUGUGCACGAGGCUUUCUUUAAGAAAUAUGCUAGCAAGAAGUUCCUCAAAGCAUCCAUCCAUCUCCGCAAGUGGGCUAAGGACUACGUUGCGAGCUUUGGUAAUGUUCUGGCAGAGGAACCCUCCAAGUCCCAAGACUAG